AUGUCAAGAACGACCUCAUUCAAAUUAGUCCUUCUAGGAGAAUCGGCAGUAGGAAAAUCCUCAUUGGUAUUGAGAUUUGUUAGAAAUGAAUUCUCAGACUUCAGAGAAUCAACGAUCGCCGCAUUCUUAACUCAGACUGUAUCUUUGGAUGAAAACACUUCAAUCAAGUUUGAAAUUUGGGAUACAGCAGGACAAGAACGAUAUAAAUCUCUAGCCCCUAUUUAUUUCAGAAAUUCCAAUGCCGCUGUGAUAGUGUAUGAUAUAACCCAGGCAUCGUUCGAAAAAGCCAAAUCGUGGGUCCGAGAACUCCAGCGACAGGCAGAUCCAUCGAUAGUCAUCAUGUUAGUAGGGAAUAAGCUGGAUAUGGAAUCGCAGAGGAAAACACCGAGAGAAAUGGGAGAAAGGUUCGCUCAGGAGGAAGGUCUGUUGUUCGCUGAGGCUAGUGCCAAGUCGGGUGAAGGAGUGGAAGAUCUUUUCAUGGAGAUUGCCAAGAAGUUACCCCUCGCACCUACUCCUCAACGAACUUCUCAAUCUGGACCUAGGGGAGUCAAAGUUGCAGGUGAACAAGAAGAGUCUUCAACUCCAUCAGCUUGCACCUGUUAG
Kwoniella botswanensis is the source of this 603-nucleotide messenger RNA. RefSeq lists its product as uncharacterized. Bases 1 to 603 code for a protein of 200 amino acids. The record is from RefSeq and is a predicted model, not a curated record. The transcript has 9 exons. Gene Ontology annotation, molecular function: GTPase activity; GTP binding. NCBI's taxonomy places the organism in Eukaryota, Fungi, Basidiomycota, Tremellomycetes, Tremellales, Cryptococcaceae. Gene Ontology annotation, cellular component: endosome; Golgi apparatus.